GGUAGUUCUUGUGCAAUAGCCGAGGGUUCCGAUCACAUCCACCAUCUUGAAUUUGGAAAUCGUAAAUUUUAUUUCGAAAUACAGAAGAAUUUGCAGAUUCAGGAUGGGGAACAUUCACACCGUAGGUCCUAAUGAAGCCCUUGUUAUAUCAGGUGGCUGUUGUGGGCAGACUGGACGUAGCUUAAUCGUAGGAGGAUGGGGUUGGGCCUGGUGGUGUGUGACAGAUUCUCAGAGAAUAUCUCUGGAGGUAAUGACCUUGAACCCGCAGUGCGAGAGUGUGGAGACGUCAGAGGGCGUACCAGUGACAGUGACGGGGGUUGCACAGUGUAAGAUUAUGAGGCAGCCAGAUAUACUGAAGACAGCUUGCGAACAGUUCCUGGGAAAGUCUGUUGAUCACAUACAGAGAGUCAUUCUGCAGACACUAGAGGGUCAUCUUAGAGCUAUCCUAGGUACAUUGAGUGUCGAGGCAAUUUACCAGGAUCGUGACCAAUUCGCUCAGCUGGUGAGGGAAGUUGCUUCCCCUGAUGUGGGUAAGAUGGGUAUAGAGAUUCUCAGCUUCACCAUCAAAGACAUCUACGACAACGUGGAAUACCUCUCCUCUCUCGGUAGGGCUCAGACAGCUAAUGUGAAACGUGACGCAGAUAUCGGUGUAGCCGAGGCAAACAGAGAUGCUGGUAUCAGGGAAGCUGAAUGUGAGAAAUUGCGCAUGGAUGCGAAAUACUCUGCUGACACCAAGAUCGCUGACUCUAAGAGAAUGUUUGAAAUGCAGAAAGCAGCAUUUGAUAUGGAAGUCAAUGCUAGAAGAGCAGAAUCACGAUUGGCGUACGAGUUGCAGAGUGCGAAGGAGAGACAGAAGAUCCGUGCUGAAGAGAUCGAGAUUGACGUGGUCGAGAGGAAGAAGUUGAUUGACAUUGAAGAGAAGGAAAUCCUCAGGAAGGAGAAGGAACUCAUGUCCACGGUGAAACGUCCUGCCGAGGCACAGGCUUACAAGGUCGAGACCAUUGCUGAAGGUCAAAGAACACAGACAGUGGAAGUUGCUAGAGCCGAGGCUGAGAAGAUUCGAUUGAUUGGUGGUGCUGAGGCCACAUCUAUUGAGGCUGUGGGUAAGGCAGAGGCAGAGAGGAUGAGACUUAAAGCUUCUGCUUACAAACAGUAUGGAGAUGCUGCCAUGCUCAGUCUGGUUCUUGAAACAUUACCCAAGAUUGCUGCUGAAGUUUCUGCCCCUCUGUCACGUACAGACGAGAUUGUACUGGUGGGAGAUGACCGUACAACCUCAGAAGUGAGCAGGCUUAUCAGUCAGUUACCCCCAGCAGUUCAGGCACUCACAGGGGUUGACCUUUCUAAGGUCUUGACAAAGGUUCCUGGAGCACAGACUUCGUAGACAGAGUAAGGUCAAGGUCACACAGUCACCUUGGAAACAGUUUUGAAGAAACCGUUAUCAGGGUCACUCAGUGAGCUCCAGUGUACAGAUAUUUCUCACAUGUUAACAUUGACAUAAUGUUUGAAACAAGGAAGUGUUAGAUAAUUAUGAAAGGCAGUUGUGGAAGGAAUCAGUUCAUCAUGUAGUCAAGAUCAUCUAACUGCUUUUGUAUACCUUGAUCACCCUUCUCUAGUAACGUAGACUAUUUGAUCGUAUGUUACAGAUCUGUCCAUUAGUGGAAUGUAGGGACGACAGUUUUCCCAAGCCCCGGUCAUUUUGUAAAGUGAGAUUUGAUUCUAUCAUGCAUUGGAUGAGUCUGUUUUUGUAUUGUAGAAGGAAACCUGUUACUUGUUAAAAUUUGAGAAAUACCUAAAGUGCAAUCAGGUGUUGUGUGUUUAUUUCCAAAAAUAAACUUCAUAAUUAUAAAUGCAUGAGAUUUUUAUGACAAUUUAAUAUACAUUUUUAUACCUUACAUAAUAUAAUGUAAUAUUGUUGUUGUCUACACAUUUUACUAUCCAAACUAUGUUCAUUAUAUAUACAUGUACACAUAUGUCAACAUAUGUAAGAUUUCAUGUUGACAUGAUAAGAACAAAUCAUCAAAAUUAAAUUUUACAUAGUAUAUGAAGUUUGGCAUUAAAUUCAAGUAUACACAGUGUUAACCAGAUGAAAGUAAACCUGUGUUGUGAGAUAACUACACACAACCUCCACUCAGAAAAUCCUUGUUUUGUUAAAGACUGACACAAAAACUCUUUUGGUGGUCAAAAAAGGAGCUCUAAUCUGAUGUAUUGUAUAGCAAUAUUAUAUAUGUAUUAAUCAAAAAACAUACAAAAUGAAAUAAACAGAUACAUUACAAUGUUCUUGCAAUUUUCUCCUGAAAUACCUCAUUUCUUCUUUCAGUCAGUGUGUUUUGUCUAGUUUUAUGUAGUUUUAAUAUAAGUUAUGACUAUUAUGUCGCAUAAUUCAGAACCGUGCUACAUUGGUAUAGUCAAAUUUACUACUUUUUUGAAAUAGAACAUGUUUACAAUAAAGCAUGGAUUCGCAUUUCUGGUUUUAUUCUCGUUGAAGCAUAUGUUUCCUACUGGAAAGAAGUUUCAAAUUAAUUUGUACAUAUGUUAAUUUGAUGAAGGUGAAAUAAUACUUAAAGUACCAAAAGUUUUCAGAAGUAUAUUAUAGAUUUUAUCUAAUAGACUGUGGUAUCUCCCAAGAUGUAUCUUCCUGUUUAAAACAAAUCUGAUAGCAAAAUAACUUGUUUAUUAUUGGGGUAUGGAGAUGUUAAUUUUUAAAAAAAAUUGAUCAAACUUAGAAUGGAAUUUUAUGAAUAAAAAUAUCCCAUAAUAUGUAAAAAAAAUGGCAGCAUGUGACUGUUUUCUGUAUUCUUUGUUAGUUAUGUCUGUAUAAGAUUUCUUUGUUAAGUUGUUUAAAUGUUUCUCUCAGCAUAUUCUUGUCAUUUUUUUUUUGUUAUUUAAUGCAGCAUUUGUCAGCAACCAUCAAUUGUCAUGAAUUGUCCAUUUAAUUCAACAAGUGGUGUCCGGUUAAAAGAAGAAAAACAACCUAAAAUAUUUGACAAUAUACUUUUUAAUUUGCUAGAAGAAUGGCAAACAAAUUAAGAACUGGUUACUGCUGGUCACAGAUUGGGGCUGAUAAUCUUCAUAUGUUUCUAAGACAACCAUCAGUAAAAAUCUGAAUGUAAUUGUUUUUAUGGCCAUAUGUAUUAAGUAUAUUGUAAAGAAAUCAAAAGAUAUUGUUAGAUUUUUUUCUUAAGUUUGAGGCUUUGUACACAAUCAUAUAUAUUGGCAGUUUCUGACAAAUGAUGAAUUUUCUGACAACAGCAUUUUAAACAGCAAAUCUGCGCACUUGUUAUUGUUGAUUUUAUUUUACGGUAAUGAAUUUAAUUGCAUUUACUAAAUUUUGAAAGGAAGUUUAAUAUUAAUGUUGAGUAUGAUGUUUCAAUGCAAUGUGUCUUAGUGUUUCUAUUUAUUUUUGCAAGUGUAGUUAGUGCAGUAGUUAGUCUAAAGACAAUCUUGAUUCAAGGCAGGCCUUCUAUGAGAAACUUGCAUUAAGUGUAGUAUCACAGAGUGCUAUAGUGAAAACACAAUAUAAAUGGUUCAUCAGUUAGGUUGCAUCUUAAAAAUAUACUGAUAAAAAAGACAUUUUUUACUGUAUUGGGAAUGUUAAUUUACAAGUAUUCUUUUAGUGAGGUCACACAAAUGGUUGUAAAUAACAGCUGGCCAGUCAACUCUUCCGAUCAGUUUAUUUUAUUUUUUAAGUUAUUCUAAAUUUGUGUUAUACAAAAUUUCUGAAUACACUUGGCAUGCUAGAUAUUUUAAUGUUUAACAUUUUGUACUAUUUUAAUGACACUAGCUUCAUUUUUGUACACAGCUUAGUCUUGUUCUAUUGAAGUCCCUGACUGCACCAGCAUGCACCCUGUGUCUUCAAUCUGUAUUUAAAAAGUCCAAACAUGUACCUCAUUAAAAUUGACAUUUAGUGUAGAAUUUUAGCUCGAAAACUUUCUAUAAAGUGACUGAUACUGUGUGCCUUAAACAUACUGUAUUUGCAUUGUGAACAAAUCUUUUUCACUAUUAAUAGAUAUAAACUUACCUCAACAAUCCAUAAGUCUUUUACACAUCUCUCUAAUAAUACUAGAAAACUUUGGGUCAUAAUAUUACAAAAUCCUUUAAAUAUAUGGGCAUGAACUUUCUUGGUUUGGGUCAAAUCGGCGAUUUCCUGGAGAUUUAAAUUCAUGGAUUUCAGCUUUUGAAGAUAAAAUGAUUAGGAAUUUUGUAUGUUAUGAUUUAAAGACGCUCGCUGCAGUUUCUUGUAUGAGGGAUGGGGCAAAAAUUUCCCAAUAAUAGAAUUUGUUCAAACUUCGUAUAUGAACACAGCCUCGUGUAAGAAACAGAAAAAUGCAAAAACAAUCAUAGGUCACCGUGCUUGUUUAGGAGUUAUCUGCCCUUAAAACUGGAUUUUUCUUCAAAUUUGUAUAUUCAAGGGCAGAUAACUCUUGAACAAGCAUGGUGACCUUCGAUUUUUCUUCAUAAUUCUGUUUCUAACAUGACAGUGUGUUCAUAUACAAAGUUUGAACAAAUUAUAUUAUUGGGAAAUUUUUGACCCAAAACUGCGGCAACUGUCCUUAAUUUCAUGGAAUGAUGGAACCUUGGAAAUCCCUGAAAAUUACUACCCUAUGAAUAUUAAUGAAUUCGUAGUAUGCAGUCAGUGGAUAUGGAUUUCAGUCAACCCCAAAAGUUUUUCAUCAUCUUUAUUAAAAAGUAUCGCAUGAAGAUAAGCAUAUUAAAGAAUAUUUUCUGUCAUAUAUUUAUUGUUUAAAGAGACUUUUUCUUACAAAAUGCUCAGUCAUUGCUGCCAAUUCAACAAACUGUAUACCUGCACAUCCGGCACUAAAAUAAGAAUGUUUCAAAGAAUUAAGCCAGGUCUUCUGCAACCAAAGAAAUACUGGUAUCCUAAAUCAUGACUGUUUUUUUUGGUUUUUUUUUUUCUUAAAGAAAGGUAACAUUGUAAUGUUAUGAAGCUGAAAUACUGUGCUUAUAAAAUGCAUUUGCUUUCAGAAAUCAUGUGUACUGGUAGUUUUUCUCUUCUUUUUUAUAUGAUUUAAUGUUUUACUUCGGUAUGGCAAAUAUUUACUGUAAAACACUUCAUUUUUUUGCAAGAACUUUUUUUCACUAAUAUUUGCAAGUUUAGCGCAAAUUUCAUCCCUUUCAAAUUUCAACUUUGUCACAAAGAAGAUAAAAAUGGACAUGCGCUUAUCAAUAUUUACUUGUUUUUUGUUGUUUUUUUUCCAUUGAAUUUCCAGUUUCACUUUUCUCAUGAAUUCAACAUUACAAGAAUAAUUAAACUUGAAACUGCAAAAUAUGGUUUGAACGAAUUUUAAGUGUUUUACAGUAUAUGAAUUAUCUGAACUGCUUACUGUUGCCUUUUAAUUUUUCUCUCAGAAUAUGUUUUAGUAUAUCUGUAAGAAUAACAUUCUUUUUAUAUAUGUCAUCUUGUACUCUGUCCAAAUGUAUCAUAUUUGUUUUUACCAGUAUUUUUUAUUUAUAUUUUAACCAUUGUGUCAGUCUUCAAAGAAAAUGUAAUUGUAAUGAGAUGGGUGAAAAAGUUGCUUGUGUGAUGCUCUAUUUAAAUAAGAAUUCUGUUUGUUGUAGACGAUUCUAGAAUUGAAGUGGAUAAUAGUUAUUGCAUUUUGUUUGGUUACUUUCACAAAGUAAAUAUUCAUUGUAAAAUAUUCUUUGUAAACUAUAGAUGAUAAAACUGAAAUAAGUAAAA
Mercenaria mercenaria is the source of this 5698-nucleotide messenger RNA. RefSeq names its product flotillin-2-like. Gene Ontology annotation, cellular component: plasma membrane. The transcript is spliced from 9 exons. The record is from RefSeq and is a predicted model, not a curated record. The coding region runs from base 104 to 1381 and encodes 425 amino acids. NCBI's taxonomy places the organism in Eukaryota, Metazoa, Mollusca, Bivalvia, Venerida, Veneridae. Gene Ontology annotation, biological process: protein localization to plasma membrane; regulation of myoblast differentiation.